Molecule: messenger RNA, 13734 nt
Organism: Closterium sp. NIES-65
Lineage: Eukaryota; Viridiplantae; Streptophyta; Zygnematophyceae; Desmidiales; Closteriaceae
Source: the annotation of a GenBank genome assembly
AUGUGGCCGUCCGUUUACGAGCUAUCUACAGCUACUCGUGAUGCAGUAGACGCGCCGGAUAGCUUCUCAAACACGCGUGCGCCGCCCGUUCAAACCCGAACGCCGUCCUUACAGUCGACGCGGGAGGCGGCUAAGGCAGCUAGCAGCUUCACAGACAGGCGCGCGCUGGCCGUUCAAACCCUAACGCCGCCUCCCGGUACUAGUCACACUCCUGCACGCCCCGUUUCCCCUUCUGUAGCGCCGUCGCCUGUAGCCAAAUCGGAUCCGGACUAUGACGAGGACUACUAUAGCGAGGAUAACGGGCUGGACGAAUCCGGGCCUGAAGACGUGGUUUGGGUGGGAAACAUUUCUCCGGGCAGCAAUCCGACCCCGCUGCCCGACGACAAAAUGUUGCUGAAGCGGAAUAGGCGAUCAACGACGAGUGGGGCUGCGGCGACGGGCAGCGACAACGUACUGGCAGCGCUCAGGUUGAAGGUUCUCUUUCCCUCGGGCGCGCAGGGGAAGUCGAAGAAGGGGAAGCAGGUGGUGCGGAUUUACUUCGACGUGCGCAAGAUCGUCGGCAACGAGACGUGCCGCGACUGCCUCGUGUCGUGCGCGCUGGACCAAUGGAUGAUUCCGUGCGACACGUGGCGAGUGCGGCUGACGGACGUGCAGGACGGUUACCACCGGUUCGACGUGGUGGCGCAGGAGAAAAGCGGGCAGGCGAGCGGGUGGGGCAUUCUGGACUUCGUGGUGGGCGCGCCGGGCGGAGUGGAGGCGGGAUCAGUGGCAGCAGUGCCCAUGCAGCCCAGCAUGACCUACACGAGGAUCACCCAGCAGAGCAACCGCUCCCACGUCACCAUCCUCUUCAACCGCCCCUGCCCUGCCUUCCGCUGCAACGCACACUUCUGCUCGUGUGGCCCUCUUAACUCCCCUAUGCCCCUCCCUGUGCCUGUGCCUCCUUAUGGCGGUUUCAAUUCCUCUCACCCCUCCAUCCCUCCGCCACCCGUCCCCCACCCUCUCCCACGAAGCCCAACACCCCCCCUCCCUCCACUUCCCUCACCGCUCCCUCAUGCCUCUCUCCCUCUCCCUCUGUACCUCCCUGUUCGACUGUGCCACCAGCUGAGAGUGCGUGAGAUUGGAGUCAUUGACUAUGCAUCGUGGCGGCAGGUGCAGAGGGGGCGAGAGUACACAGUGGACGUUGCUUACCCUCCUGCCUCACUCCCCCUCCCUCUCCCUGUUCGACUGUGCCACCAGCUGAGAGUGCAGGAGAGCGGCAUUAUAGACUAUGCGUCGUGGAGGCAGCUGAGAGUGCGUGAGAGUGGAGCCAUUGACUACGCCUCCUGGCAGCAGCUGAGAGUGCGCGAGAGCGGGGUUAUUGACCAUGCAUCGUGGCGGCAGGUGCGGUGGGGGCGAGAGUACACAGUGGACGUGCUGCCCACGGAGCUCACGGGGCGGGUGGUGGUGCGCGUGCGGGAGGACGCGUGUGGUAACCGCACGUUCGUGCAGCAGGGCAACAACACCGUCAUCCGCAUCCGCUAUGUGAAGCAGGGCAACAACACCGUCAUUCGCAUCCGAUAUGAUCUGAGCAAUUUCACAGUGGCGCUGUUGGCAGCCGCCAUGCAGCCGGUCAGCCUCACAUCUCUCACCGACACCUAUGGAGACCAGCUCGCUUCCUGGCUCUUCUCCUCCCACCGCCCCCUCGACCUCGUCUUCUACCUCGUCCUCUCCACUCGCAUCCCCUCCGUCGCCCCGCUCACCCCCACUGUGGCGAAUAUCUCUGAGACUGCUGCUGGGGGUGAUGAGGGUGAUGAGGAGAGUGAAGCGGAAUCGGAUGCUCCGUUGAAUUUCGAGGAGACCGCAGGAGGAGGUGCGGGAGGAGUGGGGGGGAGAACAGGGCCUGCCGCAGCAGGGGUGUCAAGAGCGGCACUAAGCUCUGGGAAGGCGAGGAGCGCAGGCGGUGCAGCAGGUGACGCAGCAGAAGAUGGCACGGAUGCGACAAGCUCUGCGUCGUCGCUGAAGCAGCGGCUGCUCAACUCGCUCAACGUCACUGGCGGCUACCCGGUGGUGCUCGCCCGGCUUUCAGGCCGGCUGUUCAAGUUCCGCGUGAUCAUCCAUUCUCCCUGCCAUCCCUCUUCCUCCUGCCAUCCCUCUUCCUCCUGCCAUCCCUCUUCCUCCUGCCAUCCCUCUUCCUCCUGCCAUCCCUCUUCCUCCUGCCAUCCUGCUUCCUUCUGCCAUCCCUCCCUACCCUCCUCUGACCGCCAGGUGGUGCCAUUUGUGAACCCGGGCAUCAUCACAGUGACAGUGAAGCCCAACACGCUCGUGAGUGUGCACGGCAACCUCAACCAGCAGUCCAACACCGCGGCCAUCAUCUUCGGUGCGUGCCUGCAGCCCUCAGAAUGGCUGAGUAUCAUUGUUACGUUAUUAUUCAAAUCCCAACGCCUCGUGAGUGUGCACGGCAACCUCAACCAGCAGUCCAACACCGCCGCCAUCAUCUUCGGCACCCACCCGGCCAGCAUGCACCUGUCUCUACUGCAUGACCACCACACCCACUUCCUAUUUUCCUUGACUCCUUCUAAGCCCCCACGCCUCUUCCCAACCCACCCCACCAUCCCCCCCGACCCAAACACCUGCCAGGCCAGGCACCCACCCAGCCAGCCAGCAUGCACCUCUCACUCCUGCAGCACCCUAGCACCUACCGCAGUGGACUGGGCUCGGGACCCAUCAUGUGGCAGCACUGCACCGGACAACACCGCCCCUGCUGACUCCUCCUCGCUGCCCUCGCCACCCUCGCUGGCUUCAGUGCUGCCCUCUGCAUCUCAUCCGUUCCUACCUCACCCCAUACCUCUCUCCCCUGUUGACCUGCCAGGCACUCACCCCGCCAGCAUGCACCUGUCACUCCUGCAGCACCCCGACACCUACCGCAGCACCCACCCAGCCAGCAUGCACGUGUCACUCCUGCAGCACCCCGACACCUACCGCAGUGGGGUGGGCUCAGGGCCCAUCAUGUGGCCCCCGGGCAGCACCGCACCCACCCAGCCAGCAUGCACGUGUCACUCCUGCAGCACCCCGACACCUACCGCAGUGGGGUGGGCUCAGGGCCCAUCAUGUGGCCCCCGGGCAGCACCGUGCCGGACAGCACUGCCCCUGCUGACUCCUCCUCACUUCCCUCCUUCUGACUCCAUCCCUCCCCCCACAGGCACCCACCCAGCCAGCAUGCACGUGUCACUCCUGCAGCACCCCGACACCUACCGCAGUGGGGUAGGCUCAGGGCCCAUCCUCUGGCCCCCGGGCAGCACCGUACCAGACAGCACUACCCCUGCUGACUCCUCCUCGCUGCCCUCGCCACCCUCGCUGGCGCCAGUGCUGCCCACAGCGUCGCCCAGUAAUGGAUCGAACUCAGCAGCAGGGGGAGCAGCAGUAGGAGGAGCAGGAGCAGUAGCAUCAGAAGCAGCAGGGGCAGCAGGAGCAGCGGCGCCGGCAGCAUCGUAUAAGGUGGCGCAGAGGGAGCUGACGUUUCUGAUCAACGCGUCGGCGCCGGUGUCUAGCAUACGGCAGGGCACGAUCGUGGUGAAUGGGACAGACGGUGCCCGCGUGGAGUGGGUGGAGCGGGUCAGCCCAGCGGCCUUCCUAGCUCGCAUCACCCUGCCCCAGUCAGGACCUCCCCCUGCCGCCCUCUCCAUCUCCCUGCUUCCCGGCGCCGCCACCACCCCCUGGGGCACCACGUCGCUCGCCUCCAACACCAUCCAACCCCCUGGGGCUCCAUUGGAUAACCUCCCCCUGGGGCUCCAUUGGAUAACCUCCCCCCCUCUGCAUGUCAUCGCAUCGCUCUCCGUCUCCCUGCUUCCUUCCUGCUGCCGCAACCACCUUCGUUCUCCCCCAUUCCGCCCUACCUCUCUAUACCACUCCCCAUGCCUCCCCACCGCUCCCCACCACUUUUCACCCUUCCCCCUCUCCCCCAACCCAGACGCGCCCUCAGCCAUGGCCAGCAUCAUCGGCACCACCAUCAGCGUCACCACGGUCACAGCAGCAGCUCUCUCCGCGCUCUACUCGCUCUCCUCCUCUGCCCUUACCACGCGCGGCCUCCUCCCCCCCAUGCACGGCCGCCUGCCCCUCUCCCCCUCCAGGAACCUGCUCCACAUGUUCUCAUCUCUGCAAGUGUUUGCCUUCGCUGCGUGGUUGCGAGUCGACCUGCCUCUCACCUUCCUGGAAACUGCGCAGCAGCUCUGCUGGGUGUUGCCGCAUGCCCCCCUGCCCUGGGCGCAUGACUCGCCAGUGUAUGGGGAGGAGGGGGAGGACGGGGGGGAGGUGGGCGAGGGGGGAGCAGCAGGGGUGGGAGCAGGAGAAGCAGGUGGCAACAAGUCCGCCCCUUCCUCCCCAACUGACGCCCGUUUGGACCCCCCUGCUCCCACUCCCUCACCUGCUGUCACCGCUCCUGCAGGAGUGCCAGUGGGUGCAGUGGCAGCACGGGGUGGGGUGGUUGGAGGCACGGGAGGAACAGCAGCAGCAACAGCAGCAGCAGCAGCAGCAGCAGCAGCAGCAGCAGCAGCAAGCAGUGCGCCUGCUGUGGUGCCUCCGGCUGUAGCAGGGAAGGCGGCUGCUACAGCCACUGCUGCUGCUGCAGCAAGGGCAGCUGCGACGACCAGAGCAACAGCAGCAGCGACAGCAGCAGGAGAAAUCACUGGAGCAGCCGCCAAGGCUACAGCCGCAGGAGCUGCAGCACCAACAGAUACUACAGUGGCAGCAGGGCGUUUGACAGGGCCAAAGGAGUUUGGUCCGGUUGCUGCUGCAGCAGAUGCGGUGAUGGGGGAUGCAGAGGGUGGUGUGGAGGAUAGUGGGGCUUCUGCUGUGGAGAGGCACCUGAGAGAGAGGAGAGGCGGGGUGACAAGAGGAAGAGGUGGGAGUGUGAUGCUUGAAGAGAGUGAGGAAAGGAAUGAGGAGGAGAGUGAGGAGGUGAGUGAGGACGGCGGGAUUGAGGAUAGUGUAGAGAGGAGUGAGAAGAAGAGUGAGGAGGAGGGAAGGGAGAGAGGAGAGGAGUUUGUCGUGGGGAGUGAGGAGGAGAAAGAGGAUGAGAGCGAAGGGGGGAGUGAGUCGAGUGAUGAGGAGAGUGUGGAGAGUGAAGAGGGCGGACGUAAGGACAGUGAAUGGAAGGAAGAGAGAGGGUGGGGUAGCCGGAAGAGGGGAGUGGGGAGAGGCGAGAGGGGAGUGGGGAAGGGCGAGAGGAGAGUGCAGGGUCUGGCCAGCGUGCAAUGGAGGUUGCGAGAGAGGGUGGGCGCAUGGGGGAAGAGGAUGGGGGGAGUGUUGCUUGGUGGGGGAGGAGAGAAAGCAGCACUGUGGAAGGUCGUGCAGAGAUGGGUGUGGGGAGGGAUAAGAAGGGGUGUUGGGAAGGCAGGGACUACGGGGAGUCGAGGGGCGGAGGUGGAGGAUAGCAGGGCAGGUGGGGUGCAGCACAGCAACUAUGGUGGUGAUGAUGGUGGUGAGAGUGAUGGCGACGCUGCCAUGCAAACAUUCCAAGGGCAGACCAUCCUGAGCCGCAUGGGGAGUCAGGAGGCUAGCCAAGGGGGCACAAGCGCAGCUGGCGCCAGCAGCACAGCGGCCCCUCCCAGCCACACAGACAACGCCAGGGAUGACCUGUCGAGGGCCAUGAAGCAGGAGAAGCUGCCCUGGCCCAUGCGCCGCCUCCUUGUCUUCUCUGCUCAACCCCCUCACCCCUCUAACCCCUCUAACCCCUCUAACCCCACUAACCCAUCUAACCCCUCUAACCCUACUAUCCUUCCUAUUCCCUCUAACCCAUCUUCGUCGGUCAUUCUUCCCUUCCUCAACGUCCCCAUUCAACAGCUUCUGUUCAGUCAUACUCAGCUGUCCAUUCUCCUGCCCUUCCCUGCUCCGCUCUGCUCUGCCCUCUCCUGCCUUACCCUGUCCUGCCCUGCCCCGUCUCCCCCUCCCUCCGCUGCCCCGUCUCCCCCUCUCUCCGCUGCCCCGUCUCCCCCUCUCUCCGCUGCCCCGUCUCCCCCUCUCUCCGCUGCCCCGUCUCCCCCUCUCUCCGCUGCCCCGUCUCCCCCUCUCUCCGCUGCCCCGUCUCCCCCUCUCUCCGCUGCCCCGUCUCCCCCUCUCUCCGCUGCCCCGUCUCCCCCUCUCUCCGCUGCCCCGUCUCCCCCUCUCUCCGCUGCCCCGUCUCCCCCUCUCUCCGCUGCCCCGUCUCCCCCUCUCUCCGCUGCCCCGUCUCCCCCUCUCUCCGCUGCCCCGUCUCCCCCUCUCUCCGCUGCCCCGUCUCCCCCUCUCUCCGCUGCCCCGUCUCCGCUGCCCCGUCUCCGCUGCCCCGUCUCCGCUGCCCCGUCUCCGCUGCCCCGUCUCCCCUGCCCCGUCUCCCCUACCCCGUCUCCCCUGCCCUGUCUCCACCAUUCACUGGCUCGCCAGUCCGACAUGCAGCUACAACAGGAGGCACUGGCGCGCAUGCAGUACCCCUCCGCCUCUCAGGUCGCCAUCAACAUAGCAUGCUGGGCGGGCCUGCCCUUCGUGGCGGUGGUGGUGGUGGUGGUGAAUCUCCCUUUCCUCCUUGCCUUUUUCCUCCGCAACAUCGCCUGCAAGAACAAAACCGUGGUCUACCAGCUCCCUUCGUCCAGCUCAGCCCAUGGUACGUGGCACAUCACAGACCCUGCCACGUGUCCAGCUUUCAUUGGCAGUUGGGGGCUGCUAUUCGAGGCUCAGUGGGGCGGCAACCAGACCGGAGGAGCAUCCGUGGUCCGAACUACCGGUGCAGGUUCGGGCCGAGGAAGUGGUUCAGGUUCAGGCCGAGCCAGCGGCUCGCCUUUAGGCUCAGCUUUUGGCCGAAGCGGCUUUUCUGGCCGGGCAGCAGCUGUCCAUCCAGUUGGGUUUGGGGAGGGAGGAAGAGGAGGAGGAAGUGGGGAUGCGGGGCAAUGGAGAAUUGUGAAGCACGAUGGGUAUGGAGGAGGGGGGGGCUGGUGGGAAGUGGAUAAUUCGUUCACGCAUGGGCGCGGGUAUGCUCGUGCGCAUGCAGCCAGUGCAUACGGCCACGGCACAGCAGACAGCCACUCGGCCAUGGAUAAGGCAUGGCGUGGGCUGCAAUGGGCGUCUGGGUGGGCAGGCAUAGCGCACAUGCCUCUCGACCUCUGCCUGCGCUGCUCCCUCGCCGUUGUUGUUGCCAGCUACAGCUGGAUGGCCCAUCCUGCCAGCUCAGCAGAUCCUGCCAGCUCAGCAAGAGAUGCGUGUGCGCAGAGCACGGUGCUGCUGGUGCUGGCGUGCUGCCACCUGCUCUACCUCGCCCUCGCCCGUCCCUUCAUCAGCACGACUCUCCUCCUCUCUGCCCUCCUUGCCUCCGCCUCACACGUUUCUCUCUUCUCCGUCGCUCUUGCCAUUGCCACGGGCGCCAUUCCCCCCUCUGCUGCUGCAGCGGCAGGGGCAGGGCUACAAGCGCUGCUGCUGGUGUCGUUCCUGGGUCACUUGCUCUGCUUCCUGCGUGCCUUAGCGAAAGACACUGCAGGGGUGGGGGUGAAGUAUUAUGAGGGUGCGUUUGGGAGGAGCAAGGGGCUGGGAGGUGGAGGGAGGGGGGGGAAUGUUAGGGGAGGAGCGGAGGGGGAAGAGCAGGGGUGUGCGGGGUCCGUCAGUGAGGCGGCUGGCACGGACCGAUCGGUGACUCUGACUGGAGGCUUUCUAGGCGGCCUGUCACUACUUGCAUACGGCCUCGUGCUCCUCUUCCUCGGCCCCUUUGGCUUCGGCUCUUCCAGAUCUGAUUCGGGCGGCGAUUCUGCGAGCCAAUCGGGGUGGAGGAGAGGGUGGGGCGUGGGGAGGAGUGGGGGAGGAGGAGAGGGGGACAGGGGCGGAUGGGGAGGGGGGAUAGGGGCGAGGUUUCACAUGGAGAGGCGGGGUGAGCUGGGAGGGUCGCCAGAGGCGGCUUUUCCUGUGAAGGGCAGCUCCAGGGGGAGCAGCAGAGGCAGGUCGGGCAGCCAGAGCUCCAGUGGUGACAACAGUAGCGGUGGUGGCGGCAGUAGUGGCGGUGGCGGUGGUGGCAGUGGUGGCAGGAAAGCUUCUAACGGCCCUGCUUAUAACGAGUAUGGUUCUCCGAGCCAGGUGACGGGGUCCGAGCCUAGACCGAACCAGUCUGGGGCCUCUCGUUUGGAUUCAGCAGGGCAAGCAGGUAUGGGGGAUAGAACCUCUAGGGGGAGGGAGAGAGGAGAGUCCGGGGGAAGGGGGGAAGGUGGGGAGGCGGGGGGAUAUGGAACGGACGAGGGGGAGGAGUGGCGGAACUCCCCCCGAGCGCUCAUGCAGCUGCUGCCUAUGCUGGCGCCCUCGUGGGCUACAGAAGGGGCGGGGGGGGAAGGAAGAGGGGGAGGGGGAGGGAACGGGGGAAAGGGGGGACGAGGAGGAGGGGAUGGGGCAUCAAGGGAAGGUGCUAGUGCUGCUGCUGCCGCUGCUGUUCCUGCUGGUGCUGGCACGGCAGGUGGGGGCGGUGCCGGGGUGUUGGGUGCGGUGCUGGGAGCAGGUGCUGCAGCAGCUGCGCUGGGUGUUGGCGUUGUGACUGCAGCUGCUGCUGCUGUCACUGGCACUGGCGCUCACAAGCAUGAGAGGCGAGGGGGGGGUAUGCACCUGCUCAGCCCCAGCAGGUGGGGGAAAAAGGGCCGGCAGGAGAGGGAGAAGCAGGGAAGGGAUGGAAGUGCACAUAUGGCAGUGGCUGCUCUUGGUAAUGCUCCUGCAGUUCCUGCCUCUCCCACUGCUGCUGUUGGUAAUGCUCCUGCAGUUCCUGCCUCUCCCACUGCUGCUGUUCCUGGCAAUGGUUCUCCAAGCCCGCUCUCUCCGCGGCGCCUCUCCCCGCUGCCUGUGCUGUGUGGCAACCACAGCGGCGCCCUGGCAGCAGCAGCAGGGGCGAGCGUGGGCGGUCCCUCCGCGUCUGCUGGGCCGUCAACCUCUCUGCACUCUGAUUCCUGGUCCUCCCUCUCCUCCCUCUCCUCCAGUGAGCGCUCUGCUGGCGCUGCUGCUGCUGCUGCUGCUGCACUGAUGGAGGGAGUGGGGGGAAGGAGAGGCGGGGGAGGGCGAGGGGAUCGGGGAGGGCGCGGGGAGGAUCCGUUUGGGGGGCUGCGGGCGAGGGUGGAGUAUUUGAGAAGCAGGCGGAUGCAGCAGGUGGGUGGGGGGGCUGGGAGAGAAGAGAGGGGUGCGAGAGGGGAGAGGAGAGAGGGGUUGGGGGGAGGAGGUGUGAGAGAAGGGAGGCGAGAAGGCAACAGGAGCAGAAGUGGGAGGGAGGAGAGGAGGAAGGGUAGAGAGAGGGGAAAAACGGGAGCAGGGGAAGGGGAGCUUGGUGGAGUGAGGGAGGGAGAGGAGCGGGAGGAGGGGCAGGAGAGAGGGGUAGAAGUGGUUGUAGACACGGAAACGAACAUGAGCUGGGCUUCUAGUGUGGGCUCUGGGGGUGGGCCGGAGUGGAUCAAAGAAAUGAAGGGGCGCGGAGGGGGGAAGUGGAGGAAAGGGAGGGGGGUGAACGGAAGCAGAGGAGGAGGGGGGGAGGGCGAGGAGGGGACGAUGGGGUCAGCGGCAUGGUCGGGGAUAGGCGGGGUGCGGGUGGACAGUAUGGGGUUCCGUGUUGACAGUGUCAAGUCCGUUCAGAAGCCUCAGGGCGACCAAACUCAUGGCGCUGCUCCACAUGCCAAGGCGGCUGCAGCUGGUGCUCAAGUUGGUGUUGCAGCAGCAGCAGCAGCAGCAGCAAGAGCGGGAGCAGGAGGAGAGGGCGAUCUAGGGCGGUCUGUUGUGGCCAGCUGCAGCGUGGGCCCUGAUUGCAGCCCCACCAUCCUCACCCCCACCUCGCACACCCCCAUCACUCCACACGACCACCAUCACACCCUCUCUCGCAACAAAUCUCUUGAUGCCGAUUCCGGUCCCGAUGAAUAUCCGUCCCCCUCCCUCUCCCCUUCCCCUUCGCACGCGCCUACCCCUAGAAGGCCGCACCGCCUGCCGUCCCUCCCUGAAGCGCCUCAGAGCACCUCUCCCGACCCCCGCCGGCCCUACACCCCACAGCCCAGAGCGGUGAAGAACGGUUAUGCAUGGUCCAGCAGGCACGCUGCGUAUGGCACAGACACUGAAGCUUCUAGGGAAGCUUCUGAGGUGACUCCAGGGGCGUUCCCCCCUGCUUCUGAUGCUGCUGCCGGUGUUGCUGUUGCGGAUGGGGCAGGUGCAUCUGGAGCAGGUGUAUCUGGGGCAGGUGCGGUGGUUCAGGCCGUUGGUAUGCCCAAGGCUGCUUUUGCGGUCACCCCACAGCUGAACCCUCAACGUAGACCCAACCGUGUUCGACCCUCCGCCUCCUCCUCUCGCUCCCUCUCUGCUUCUUCUCAGGCGUCCAGUGCUACAGCUGCCGUGCCGUCCUCCCCCUCGGCCCUCACGGUAGAUGCGGCUGUGGAAGCCAUGGCUGCUGCAGCAGGGGGCGAUCCCGCCCUACAGCCAGGGAUCUGGGGCAUGGUGGCUGGUGCUGCUGGGUCCAUCAUGGGAAGCUUCUGGGGUGCUUCUCCCGAGGAUGGGAGAGGGAUGGAGGGGAGUGGGAAGAGAGGAGGGAGUGGAGCGGAUAUGGAGGGUUCUCUAUCACAACUUGACGGAUCUCUUUCGCAAAUGGAAGGCUCCCUCUCUCAAAUGGAAGGCUCCCUCUCUCAAAUGGAAGGGUCUCUUUCGCAACUCAAUGGCUCCAUGUCUCAGACCCUCACACCCCUCUCCUCCGUCUCUACCCCACCUUCCCUCUCCUCGCCCUCCACCUCUCCAUCCGCUCUCUCUAACACCCUAUCCAACGACAAAGAACCUCACUCUCUCUCUCGCAGCAUCACCCCUCUCGCCUCCCUCACUCCCGCCUCCUCGCUCUCCCCUCUCUCCUCCGCCGCCCCCCUCUCCUCCCUCUCCUCGCCCCAAUCAAGCUGCGACACCUCAGCAUCCGGCUCGCAGGCUGCAGGGAAGGGGUAUGAGCAGGGAGCGGCUGUCUUUGAGGCGCCUCAGAGAAAUAAGGGCCAUGAGCACGGGGCACUGGCGGAGGCAGCAGGGCGCAAGGAGGGGCGAGAGGCAGCAGCACUGGCGCUGCCGCCAAACCGAGGUGCCCAGUCAGAUGCUCGCGCUGCAUCGGGCUCGAGCGGGCAGCUGAACGGGCAGGUUAACGGGCAGACAGGUUCCUUUUCAGGGUCGCAGGGUGGUUCUUGUGGCGAUGAUGUGUCACUCUCCCCUCUCUCCACCUCGCUGCUCUCCCCGUCCGCCCUCUCUGGCUCGCUGUCUGCAUCAGAGGGAGGGGGCUUGAGCGCUGUCAGGGAGGAGAUUGAAAGGAGGAUAAGGGAGACCAGCCGGGCACUGGAGACUGAGGGGAGGGUGGAGGGGAAGAAAGGGGAGGGCGAGCGGAGUGGGGGAGGAGGUGGGGGAGUGAGGCAUUGGGGGAGAGAGGGAAAAAAGGUGGAGGAAGAGGAGAAGAGAAUGGAGGGUGGCGAGGAGGGGGAGGAGGAGAGGAGAGGCGAGGAGGAGAGGAGAGGUGAGGAGGAGAGGGAUGAGAGUCCGCUGAGGAGAAUGCCCGUGUGGGGCGAUGAGGCAGACGACAACAGUGCCACCUCGCCCUCGCCCAUUGGGGGUGGGAUGAUGGGUAAGACGGGCAGGCGUCUGUUUGACAGGUAUGGGGCAGUGAGAGAGACUGGGCAUGCCGCAAGUGCUGCUGCUGCUGUCGCUGCUGGGUCUGCUGCUGCGGUUGGAGGGGACAUGGCAGCAGCAGCGAGAGUGUCUGCCUUGGUUGGGCGAUCAGCUGCUUCUGAUGUGCUAGGGAAAAAGCUAGGUGAGACGCAUGGCAGGGCAGGAGCAAGGCAUGGUGAAGCGGACACACCACCUGUUGCAUGGACCGUUGCAGCAGUGCCUAAAGUAGCGGAGGAGAAGGAGGCAGAUGAGGAGGCAGCAGGGGGCGAACAUCAGACUGCUCUGCAGUGCGCCAACAUACAAGAAGCGAUCCGCCCACGCAGGGAGCAUCUCAACGGAGGCUCGGCACGACGGAGCUCUGGUGACUCUAGUUCGGGAAGCCGUGGUUCGGCGAGCUCUUGGUCUGGUGAAGCCAGGAAGGAGGGAACGUGGCAGAAGGGGGAUGGCCUGGGUGGGGUGGCGUCAGGAGCAGCAUUUAGUGCCACAUGUCAGAAUCCUAGUGGCUCGUGGCCAAGCUAUGACAUCCAGGUGUCUGCCUCUGUUUCUGACUCUAAGGGACAGACAUCCAUCCCUUCUCCCUCCCACCCUUCCUCGCCCUCCCCCUCCUCCCCCUCUUCCCCCUCUUCCCCCUCUUCCCCCUCUUCCCGCCUCCCUUCACCCUCUCCCUCCGCCUCUCCGUUCCUCCCCUCUGGUAGUUCGCUGCCUUCCAUUGAAAUCUCCAACUCCCCGUUUCUGUCACUCUCUGGAUCGAAGGAACAGACAUCCAUCCCUCCUCCCUCCGACCCCUCCUCCCCCUCCUCCCCUUCCUCGCCCUCCCUUUCCGCCUCCCCCUCCCGCUCGCCGUUCCUUCCCUCUGGUAGUUCGCUGCCCUCCAUUGAAGUCACCAACUCCCCGUUAGUGUCACUGUCACCGUCGAUCAGCAGGCCUGGGCAGCCAUCACCCUCGUUACAGUCACCCUCUGUGAGCACAGCAGGCGUGUGGGGCAAGGGAGGCAUGCAGGGGUGGGGCAUUGAUGAGACGGAGAGGGGUGAGGGGGAGCGAGGUGAUGAGAAGGGAAAGAGUGGCGGAGGGAGGGAGAGCAGCGGAGUGGGGAGGUGGAACGAGGAGAGGGGGUUCUUAAGCAGGCGAGCUCCUAGUGGCAGCAGCCAGGAGGUUGAGGAGGAGGAGGAGGAGGAUGAGAAGGAAGAGGAGGAGGAAGAGGAGGAUGAGAGGGAAGAGGAGGAGCAGGAGGAGGAUGAUGGAGAUGAGGAUUGGGAUGGAGAUUGGAAUGGGGAUGCGGGUGGGUAUGGGGACGUGGGUAUGGAUGAUGACGGGGAUGAAUAUCAAGAUGAUGAGUCACAGGAGGUGGGAACAGGGGGUGUGGGGAGAGUGCUGUCAGCAGCACGCAGGGCGGAGGGGAGGGGUAGGAUAAUCAUGAUGGCACGCGGAAGGGGGAGGGGAGUGCGGAGGGGCGGGCGGGGGCAGCAGGAGGUGGUUCCGGAGGUGGCGAGGAUGAUCCGGCCUCAAGCGCCCCUGCGGCUGAGCUAUGGCGUGAGCCCCGAGGCACUGCGCACGGUGAAGCUGCGGCGCGUGCGCGAUGGGGAGGAGGGGGGUGUGAGGUGGGAAGGGGGGAGGAGGGAGGAGGAGAGGGAGGAGGAGAGGAGGGAGGAGAGGAGGGAGGAGGAGAGGAGGGAGGAGGAGAGGAAGACAGAGCAUUUAAGCCGGGUCAAGCAAGAAGGUGACAGGUGGCAUGGGGGAGACAGGCUUACAAAUGGAGACAGCACUCGGGAGGGGGUGCAGACUAGUCUGCGCGAGUCCACUGCCAGCAACGCAUCAGUGUAUAACGUGUACAGAGGGGUGGGAGCGGAUCCUGGUGCUUCCGUGUCCACUGCCGGGCGAGCAGCUGAGUCGGACAGCCAAGGCGGCACCGUUGGGGGUGCAAGUGGGGGAGGUGGGCUGCCGGUGUGGGGGGGACGGGCGCGGAUGGUGACUGCUGUGGGGAGAGAGGAGGGAGAGACGGGGCAUGGUAGAGGGAGAGGGAGGGGGAGGGGGAGAUUAGGAGAGAAGCUGAAAGAAAGUCCGUUCUUGAAAAACAGCACCUGCGAGUCAGCUACAGAACAUGGGUAA